Molecule: messenger RNA, 1648 nt
Organism: Momordica charantia (bitter melon)
Lineage: Eukaryota; Viridiplantae; Streptophyta; Magnoliopsida; Cucurbitales; Cucurbitaceae
Product: putative protein phosphatase 2C 10
Biological process (GO): protein dephosphorylation
Molecular function (GO): protein serine/threonine phosphatase activity
Source: RefSeq, a predicted model, not a curated record
AAAUCAUGGUAGUGGAACAAAGGCAUCCCCCGAUUCCUUCCACUCUCAAACUUUCUCUUUAUUAAAUCUCAAAUUUCCAUUUUUAUUUUCCUUCCUUUUUUUUUUUCUUUUGCAGAGGAAAAGUUUGCAAAUGUUCGCUGCUCUCCUUUUCUUCUCUCUCCCUCUCUCAUCAUUCAUUUAUUCAAUUGCGACACCAAAUUAAGAAGAAGCCACUGGAAGAAGAAGAAGAAGAAGAAGAAGAAGAAGAAGAAGAAGAAGCAACGCCGCCACAGAAGGAGCUGGCGCAACCGGUUUUCUUUGAUCAUUUAGGGUUUUAGGGUUGUGUUUUGAGGGUUUCUGAUGGUGCAGUCGGUGAAUUUUUGGGGCGGUUUUGGUUCGAAUUUUUUGGGGGUUGGAUUGGAGGUGCCUCUCCACAAGAGAUAGAUGUUGAGAAGAAAUUAGCAGAAGGACUUGGAACUGUUUUGGAAUUUAAAUUAUGGAGAAGCUGUGCUGUUUUAAUGCUUCCUACUCUCGGAUUAGAUCCGCAUCAAACUACGGUAAAGGAAGAAGCCACGAGGGGAUAAUCAAGUAUGGAUUCUGCCUGGUAAAAGGGAAAGCCAAUCAUCCCAUGGAAGAUUACCAUGUUGCUAAGUUUGUUCAGAUUCAGAGACAUGAGUUGGGGCUCUUUGCUAUUUAUGAUGGGCAUUUAGGAGAAAAUGUGCCUGCCUACUUACAAAAACAUUUGUUUACUAAUAUCCUGAAUGAGGAAGAGUUUUGGGUUGACCCCAACAGCUCCAUCUCAAAAGCCUACGAGAAGACAGACCAGGCAAUUCUAUCCCACAGCUCUGACUUGGGUCGUGGUGGAUCAACUGCUGUUACUGCUAUCUUGAUUAAUGGUCGACGAUUAUGGGUGGCUAAUGUUGGAGAUUCGCGUGCGGUUAUUUCGAGAGGGGGCGAAGCUGUACAGAUGACCAUAGAUCAUGAGCCGAAUACAGAACGUGGCAUCAUUGAGAAUAAAGGUGGCUUUGUUUCAAACAUGCCAGGAGAUGUACCUCGAGUGAAUGGCCAGCUAGCAGUGUCACGAGCAUUUGGAGACAAGAGUCUCAAAUCUCACUUGCGAUCGGAUCCCGACAUUCGCGAUAUCGAUAUAGACGCCAACAUGGACAUAUUGAUUCUCGCAAGCGACGGUCUUUGGAAGGUCAUGGCCAAUCAAGAAGCUGUUGAUAUUGCUAGGAAAAUCAAAGACCCAUUGAAGGCUGCUAAGCAGUUAAUAACUGAGGCUUUGCAGAAAGAGAGUAAAGAUGAUAUAUCAUGCAUUGUGGUUAGAUUUAGGUGAUUUUAGCCUUUAAAUAUAUAUUUUUUCCCCUCCAGAUUCAGUAUAUACCCACCCCUAAUAAGGUUUUCUUUUUAUGCAAUGGCAAUUUACGGAUUAGGCCAAGAAAGUAAAUAUACGUAUUACGGGUAAUCCUUGCAAAGACUCUGAUUUUUAUCGGGCGAAAAAAAGAGCGGGAAGGAGACUGUCUCUGUAAAUUUAAUUAGGCUGAUUAUGUUCAUAUUGUUUGAUUUGUUUCUGAAGUUGAAUUUGGAGUUUUGAUGUAUAAUAUUAUUAUUGUGUCUUAUUAUCAAAUGGAAGGACUACCAAACCCUGUAGUCCAAGGAUAUUUCUUUA